Molecule: messenger RNA, 2477 nt
Organism: Cutaneotrichosporon oleaginosum
Lineage: Eukaryota; Fungi; Basidiomycota; Tremellomycetes; Trichosporonales; Trichosporonaceae
Biological process (GO): endoplasmic reticulum mannose trimming; carbohydrate metabolic process; mannose trimming involved in glycoprotein ERAD pathway
Cellular component (GO): membrane; endoplasmic reticulum
Molecular function (GO): calcium ion binding; mannosyl-oligosaccharide 1,2-alpha-mannosidase activity
Source: RefSeq, a predicted model, not a curated record
CCUUCUUCUAUCUCUUCUCUCUCUCUCUCAUGCGCAUAUGCCCCUGGGUAUAUGCCCUCUUUCUCUCGCCCGCAUGGGCUAUGGACGCCUGGGAUGCCUCGCGGCGAGCGGCUCUCCGUGAAGAAGUUCGCGAUAUGUUCCAUCAUGCUUUCACAGGGUACAUGACCUUUGCGUACCCCGCCGAUGAGCUGCGCCCGAUCUCUUGUGCGCCCCUCCAUCGCGAUCCCAAUCCCGCCAAUAUAGGGAUUAAUGACAUACACGCCAACAUCUCCAUGACGCUGGUUGAUGCCUUGAGCGCUCUCCCUUUGAUCUUGCCGGACGAGUAUCCUGCCGCUGUGGAGCGUGUUGCGCGCAUCUCCUUUGAUCAGAAUGUCAAAGUCCAGGUCUUCGAGAUGACAAUCCGCGCGCUGGGCGCGUUGUUGUCGACAUACCAGCGGCUUGACGCGCUUCCAGAAGAUCCGCGCGCGCAAGCCGAGGCGUUGGGUAUCGAGGGGACGACAGACAUUAAGAAGUACGCACCGAGGAUGUUGGAGCUUGCGUGGGAUCUCGGGAAACGACUCUUGCCCGCUUUCGACACGCCCACAGGCCUUCCCUACGCUCGCGUCAACCUGCGGCAGGGUGUCGAGUCCCGCGAGAGUGCAGAGACCUGCACUGCUGGUGCAGGGAGCCUGGUGCUCGAAUUCACGCUGCUGUCGCGGCUGACGGGCGACGAGCGCUUUGAGGACUUGGCUCACCGAGCUUUCAUGGCACUCUGGAACCGGCGGACAGCCGAGGACCUCGUCGGCAAUGCCAUCAGCGUCAAUCAUGGCCAGUGGCUGCAGCCGGGCAUGAGUGGGACAAACGCGGGCAUCGACUCGUUCUUCGAGUACGCGCUCAAGGGCGCAAUCAUGCUCGACGAUCCGACGUACAUGGACGUGUUUCACGACGCGUACGCGGCAAUCCAGACCCAUGUGCGAACGAAAGACGGUUUCAUCUACCGUCCCGUUCAGCUCCGCAGUCUCCGACCAGCGUCCACGUCAGUGAUUGAUUCGCUGUCGGCAUUCUUUCCAGGGGUGCAGGUGCUUGCAGGCGAUAUCGAGUCGGCGAUCCGCAAUCACCUUAUCUUCUGGAAUAUCUGGCGACGGUACAGCGGCAUCCCCGAGUCUUGGGCUCAUGACGAGCGCGUUGUUGGCUGGGCGGGGUGGCCAGGGCGACCUGAAUUCAUCGAGUCGACGUACUAUUUGUACACGGUAACGCGUGACGACUUCUACUUACGAGUCGGCGAGCGCGUCUUGCGAGACAUUCGGAGGCGAACAAUCACGCCGUGCGGCUUCGCAACCCUCGCGAACGUCGAGACUGGUGAGACCGAAGAUAGGAUGGAAAGCUUCCUCCUCUCCGAGACGCUCAAGUAUCUGUACCUCCUUUUCGCAGACCUGCCAAGCGCACCUCCGUCCAAUACCGUGUUCACCACCGAAGGACACCAGCUACACCUCCCACGCAACCUCACUCGUUCGCCAACGGCUACACGAAGGGCAUUACACAAACGGGAAGACUUGUACUGUCCUGCAUACGUCCCACAGACGCUCGGCGGGUUACCCGUGGGCAUUGAGGGGCGGGACGACUACGAGUACGCGCGUGCGCUCGUUUAUGGGCCUGGAAAGGAAGGACUGCGUGUCGCAGAAGGACGGACGUACGAUGGUCUUGGAACGUGCACUAUACCUGAGGUGCCAAGAUUCGCCUUCGAGAUUGUGCUCACGCCAUCUAAUGUGGAUCCCGAGGCGCCGCUGCCUGCGCACGACGCUGCGCCAAGCGCGACCAAAGUGUGGCAGAAGAACGACGGUGACUGGGUCAUCGCCGAUAUCGAGGGGCUGCGGCUAGGAUGUCGGUGGCGUUUUGACCGCGGCGGGUACGACGUCACUAACAUUGGCCCGCACCGGGUUCGAUAUGGGCAACACAUCUUUAUUACUGAUCCCAAGAUGGAGGGGUAUCUACCAUCACUGCCGCCAGAGGCACCGAAGGAGGACGCACAGGACGUUGUGCUCCAGAUUCGGCAUGCAGGCAAAGAGGAAGUGGUCAUACGCCUGCAGACCUCGACAUCAGACUUUGGGCGGGCUUUUCUGCCAUCAUCGGUCCCGGCCGAGCCAGAUUCGGAGGAUCAACAUCCCUUCUCGGCGGAGGUCCCACUCGACGCACCACUCUUCGUCGUCGUGCCCAAGAAUACGUUGAAUGGGUGCGCAGCAGUGCAGGAGAAGCGUCUCGACCCGAAGCCCAAGGGGCCUUUUGCGCUUUUCGUCGCCCGGGGCGGCUGCACGUUUGCAGACAAGGCGCGGAACGCUGUGCGCGCUGGCGCAUCCAUGUUGCUCCACGGAGCACGGCACACGCAGACAUGGCAUGGCAUGAUCUACUGCAUGAUGGCUUUGGAGAUAUGGAGAACAGGACAUGGAGGACAAAAUGGAGGGAUCUAUGGUAUGGUUGAGGCACGAGGAACGAGGCACUGA